AUGCGUAUUCCUGUAGAUCCGAGCACCAGCCGGCGCUUCAGCCCCCCCUCCAGCAGCCUGCAGCCCGGCAAGAUGAGCGACGUGAGCCCGGUGGUGGCUGCGCAGCAGCAGCAACAGCAGCAGCAGCAGCAACAGCAGCAGCAACAACAGCAACAGCAACAACAGCAGCAGCAGCAGCAGCAGGAGGCGGCCGCAGCAGCAGCGGCGGCAGCGGCGGCGGCAGCAGCGGCGGCGGCCGCAGUGCCCCGGUUGAGGCCGCCGCACGACAACCGCACCAUGGUGGAGAUCAUCGCGGACCACCCGGCCGAACUGGUCCGCACCGACAGUCCCAACUUCCUGUGCUCCGUGCUGCCCUCGCACUGGCGGUGCAACAAGACCCUGCCCGUGGCCUUCAAGGUUGUAGCCCUCGGAGAGGUACCAGAUGGGACUGUGGUUACUGUCAUGGCCGGGAACGAUGAGAACUACUCCGCCGAGCUCCGAAAUGCCUCUGCUGUUAUGAAAAACCAAGUAGCCAGGUUCAACGAUCUGAGAUUUGUGGGCCGGAGCGGACGAGAUCCCAGGCAGGCACAAUCUUCCCCACCGUGGUCCUAUGACCAGUCUUACCCCUCCUAUCUGAGCCAGAUGACAUCCCCAUCCAUCCACUCCACCACGCCGCUCUCUUCCACACGGGGCACCGGGCUACCUGCCAUCACCGACGUGCCCAGGCGUAUUUCAGAUGAUGACACUGCCACCUCUGACUUCUGCCUCUGGCCUUCCUCUCUCAGUAAGAAGAGCCAGGCAGGUGCUUCAGAACUGGGCCCUUUUUCAGACCCCAGGCAGUUCCCAGGCAUUUCAUCCCUCACUGAGAGCCGCUUCUCCAACCCACGAAUGCACUACCCAGCCACCUUUACUUAUACCCCGCCAGUCACGUCAGGCAUGUCCCUCGGCAUGUCCGCCACCACUCACUACCACACGUACCUGCCACCACCCUACCCCGGCUCUUCCCAAAGCCAGAGUGGACCCUUCCAGACCAGCAGCACUCCAUAUCUCUACUAUGGUACUUCGUCAGCAUCCUAUCAGUUCCCAAUGGUACCCGGGGGAGACCGGUCUCCUUCCAGGAUGGUCCCGCCAUGCACCACCACCUCGAAUGGCAGCACGCUAUUAAAUCCAAAUUUGCCUAACCAGAAUGAUGGUGUUGACGCUGACGGAAGCCACAGCAGUUCCCCAACUGUUUUGAAUUCUAGCGGCAGAAUGGAUGAGUCUGUUUGGCGGCCAUAUUGAAAUUCGUCAACCAUGGCCUAGUAGCAUGGGGGCCACAUCCCGCAUGUGUUAAUAUAUACAUAUAUAAAGAGAGUGCCUAUAUAUGUAUAUUGAUUAGCUAACUAGAAGAUUUCUCAUUCAAUCCCUAGUCAUGAUCUUGCAACCCUAAGAGGGUGGGGGCAGUCAUAACUGGGUUUCAUAUUGUUUACUAUUUAAGAUGUCCCCUUUACCAAGGAACAAACCGUCAAAGGUGUUGUCUGGUCUGUUUUCGUAAGUGACCUGUUCCCACGCCGGUUCAGAGAGGUGGACUCUGAGUCUGGGAGGAAGGAGAGACACUUCCUCUCUGUGCUUUGAAACCACAGGCCUCUGCUGUGUGGCAGCCAGUGCACUCUGCAGACCCACUUACAAAGUCAGAUGUGGUGCACUCAGAAAGGGACGAGAGGCAGAGUGGCUGCUUCUGUCCGCUGCCGUCCACUCUGAGUACCUGUUCCAAAGUUUUCCUUCAGACUUGCUGCAGGUACUCAUUUGAACUUUUGAGUUCACUUUUUUUUUUUCUAUUCUAAGAAAGUGACUUCAAAAAUACUGAUCAGGACAGAUAAUUUUAUUUUACCUUUUUAUACUUCCUCACUUCCCCCAUUUAACCAAAAAGAAAUCCUGUUCCCCCUCCCCAGUUCCUUCUGCUUCUCCCUUUAUGCAAACUGAAAAUGGCAAUGCCUUAUUAUUAUAGCCAUAAUGGUAUAGUGUUUGAGUUGGCUGUGUGUUAUGUGUUUUGUUCUUUUUUUUCCUUUUUUAAAUUAUGAAUAUGUGUAAAAUCUGAAGUAACUUGCUAACGUGAAUGGUCAUAUAACUUUAAAGAUAUAUUUAUAAUUAUUUAAUGACAUUUGGACAUUUGGAACAUUUCUUAGUGUAAUGAUAUGUUGACUUCGGUCUCUAAAAGUGUGCUUCUUCUUCAAUACCAAGUUUCUUCAGUGGGCUAGAGCCAUAUCAGAAAUAUUGCUAAGCAAUCUCAAUUCCUUCAGGCAUAAUGUGAUUUUUUUUUUGAAGACAACUCCCAUCUCCAAAUAGUUUAGAUGUAGUUUGUUUUCACGAUGUAUGAAGGAGAUGCUUUGUUUCUGUCUUUCAGGCAUUUGAUUGCCUCUGACACAGCUUUGCCUUUUAAAGCAAUAAUUAGUGAUUAAAAUAACAAAAACAAAACAAAAGCCACCUAUAGCCCUUUAACACUUAAUGUGGCCCCUUUGCUAGCAUGAAAUGCUGGAGACAUGUGGUUUCCGAAUUUCUCCAUUUUGGGGGUGGCGCGGGGUGGGGAGGGGGAGGGCGGCCAUUAUGACUCUUGUCAUAUUAAAAAGCCAAGCACAAGUGAUUGGUUGAACUGCAGAAAAGUGUUUCUGUGGUCUCAGAGUUGAGCAAAACUCUAAAUUGCAGGCUUCGUGGUUGAGGGCCUAGUCAGCUGAAAGCCACACGUGUGGUAAAGGCUCAGGCAUGGCCUGGAGAGCCUAAGAACACACACACAUUAGGAGUCUGCACCUACCAGCCUCACCACACAGCCAUUCAGGGGAACCCAAAAAGUGCCUUACCCAAGGAGGGCCCCCAGCAGCUUUCCAGGAAGUCGAAUGAAGUCGCUGUCCUAGGGGAGCUGGUCAGCUGAAGUAGCAACCGGUAGCUGAUGUCAGUAGACACAGAGCCUGUGGGAACCUCCAGGAAACCUUUGACAUUGGAGGCUUUCACUAAGCAGGGCCAACAA
Molecule: messenger RNA, 2980 nt
Organism: Mus caroli (Ryukyu mouse)
Lineage: Eukaryota; Metazoa; Chordata; Mammalia; Rodentia; Muridae
Source: RefSeq, a predicted model, not a curated record